Frankliniella occidentalis (western flower thrips) is the source of this 1755-nucleotide messenger RNA. Its product is annotated as ataxin-3-like. Gene Ontology annotation, molecular function: cysteine-type deubiquitinase activity. Gene Ontology annotation, cellular component: nucleus. Lineage: Eukaryota; Metazoa; Arthropoda; Insecta; Thysanoptera; Thripidae. The record is from RefSeq and is a predicted model, not a curated record. The coding region runs from base 136 to 1188 and encodes 350 amino acids. The transcript is spliced from 7 exons. Gene Ontology annotation, biological process: protein deubiquitination.
CCAUUGUUGGUGAAUGAAAAGGAAAGGCCGUGACUGAACGUCAACAUCAACAUAACCAAUCGUAAGGGAAGCUGGAAGCUUCUGGACGAAAAUCAUGGAUCUUAUUUUUCACGAAAAGGAGUCAAAAUUGCUGUCAUGUCUAUAUUUUGUUCUUUCCUUGUUCUAAAGCAAGAGGGCUGUCUGUGUGCUCAACACUGUUUGAAUGCCCUACUCCAAGGACCCUAUUUCACCGCUGUUGAUUUAGCAACACUAGGUCAGCAAAUGGAUGAGCAGGAAAGAGAACGUAUGGCUGAAAAUGGUGUUGAUAGUGAAGAAUACCAAAACUUCAUACGGCAACCAUCGGGAAAUAUGGAUGACAGCGGCUACUUUUCAGUGCAAGUUAUUGCUUCUGCAUUAAAUGUGUGGAAUUUGGAAUUAGUGCCGUACAAUAGUACUGAGCCACGUGCACUUACUGCUCAAAAUGCCCCUCAAGAAAUGCAGGCUUAUAUCUGUAAUUACCAUGACCAUUGGUUUACAAUCCGUCGAUUGGGACGUCAGUGGUUUAAUCUCAAUUCAAUGCUGACGGGUCCUCAGUUAAUAUCAGAUACUUAUCUUUCUGUUUACUUAGCUCAGUUGCAACAUGAAGGAUACUCCAUAUUUGUAGUUUUUGGUACCUUUCCUGACUGUCAGGCACAUGGAAUGUUGUUAAUACAACCUGCUGUGCAGGUAUCUCAACCACAAAGAGUAAAAAUAGAGAAGUCUCAGGGUUACCGUCUUGGAAGUUCAUCUGAUGACCCUGAUUUAGAAAGAGCUCUUAGCCUCAGCAUGGGUCAAGGGUCUUACAAUGAACCAAAUCGAAGUGGUUCAAAAAGUGAUGAAGAGGAAGACAAUGACCUUCAGAGAGCUCUUCAAGAAAGUGUCAGGGAAUCAAAAAUAACAGAACCCUUGCCUAGUGGUCCCAAAAAUUCUUCUGUGACCCAAGACCAGCACUCUGGAGGGGAUGAAGAUGAAGAUUUGCAAAGAGCUCUUCAAUUAAGCCUUCAGCAAGAAAAUAAUUCAUCAGAUAAUGAUUUGAAGAAAGCUUUACAAAUGAGUAUGGAAUGUUUAGAUUCGGACUCAACUGCGGGCACUAGCAAUACCAACCUUGCUGAAAUAAGAGCAAGAAGACUGAGAUAUUUAGAAAAAACUAAUUCUAAAAGUACAAGUUAAAAAAAUUUAUAUUACUCCUUAUGUUAUGUUUAUUUUGUCUUAAGUUUAGUACAUCACUGCAAUGUAAUUAUGAUCAAAUCAGUUUCAGUUUUGUGUCAUUUUAUUUUUGUCUAGCAUUGUGAUAGUACCAAAAUCUAUAAAAUGUGUAGAUUUAGUUACUAAACUUCUGCCUUGGAGAAUGUUGAGAGUUUCAUGAGUUUUGAGAAAGUUACUGUGCAUACGCUAGAAUACCUAUGUUUGCUUACUUCUCUAUAUUUUCAUUAAUAUGAAAUGAAUUGUAACAUUUUAAUCAGUCCUGUUUUGUAAAAGUUAUUAAUCUUAAUUUUACAGCAGCUAUUUCCUCAUGUAUGUUUACAGAACUAAACUUCUGUGUGCUAGAACAGACAGCAGUUAUUGAAAACAACCAAAAUAUUGAUGCUCACGCGGACUGCUUUCCUGUCUUUAUUCGCUUUUUUAAAACACCUACCGAAAGUGAUCUAUGAGUCAUUGAAAAUCAAAUAAUGUGUAGGUCUGUUUCUCUUGUUUUCAGUCUAAAUGUUUAAUUAUAUGUCUGCUUAUACAUUUUUU